AUGUUUAUCGCUGGAAAAGUCGAAGGGUCUCCAAGGCCGGCUUGUGAUGUCCUCGUUUUCUCUUACAGGGUUUUGUUCAAUAUAGAACCGUUGAGAGAUGUGUUCGAGAGAUUGAAGGUCACUGUGUUGACAGGAGAGAAGCUUGUGCUCUCUACAUUGGGAUGUGAUCUCGACAUCGAACACCCUUAUCCACUAGUGAUGGACUGGAUUAAGAAAUCGGUUAAGGCCGAGGAUUUUAGGCGUUUGUGUCAGGCUGCGUUUAACUUCGUCAAUAACACACUACGGACGUCGCUUUGCCUACAAUUCGGACCUUGUCAGAUCGCUGCUGCUGCUAUAUACCUCGGGUUG
Messenger RNA from Camelina sativa (false flax), 348 nucleotides. Lineage: Eukaryota; Viridiplantae; Streptophyta; Magnoliopsida; Brassicales; Brassicaceae. The record is from RefSeq and is a predicted model, not a curated record.